AUGGCGUCGUCUCCUACACAGACAGAAGGUCUCCUGGGCAGCAUCGUGGCGUUUGAGGGAAAAUCAGACAUAGUGUCAACUCAACUUCGGCUGCUUCCCACAUCGCCACAACUGCUCAUACUGCCGAGUGUUGAAUCAUAUAUCAAAGCAAGAGCUGACGAACAACAUGAAUGCUUCGAUGCACGUUCUUAUAUUCGGAAAGUCCACGAUGCUCUUAUUGCACGGGUUGCGGCCGCAAGAAGCUUCUUGAAUGAAGCGACAACGGGCCACAAACGAUUGGUUUUUGUUAACGGCGGGACACCGGGUGCACAAGCUCUCUGCGUCAGAGAAAUAAUGAGAUAUGAGACACACGGCGACAGAUCUGAGGCGGAAGCAAUAUUCGACGAAAUUAUAAAAGAAGGUGUGGCAGGCUUGGAAAGGCGCUUGUCAAACCAUGAAGAACUUGAAGCGGAUCCAAUCACCAGAGCUAUGAGGGCAGCCGAUGCCCUCGACCGCCAGACAGCAUGCUUGCAGCCACCGAACCCAUUCGAAAUGGGUCGGCCAUGCCGAGCUCGUAGUUCGAGUUUGCCUUUGUAUGGAUUUUCAGACGAGUUUGAGGAUUCUACGCCAUUCUACGUAUUCGGCCUUUCGAGAUCUGAUGAAGAGGUCCCCCCUGAUGAGAUCGCCGAGACUCUCAGCGGGCCCCCAACGCCAGGUGUUGUCCCCAAUCCCCGACAGCUCACAUUGGAUACUACUCGGAUUCGACCAUCAUUUUCAACAAUUCUCUACUCUGCUAGCUGUAUUGGAGAGGCGUACGAACCGACACCUUUUGAACAACAAUCAGAGACAGCUGCCGCCUCUCCGAUCUCCGAGGCCUUCAGUAUUCCCGCAUCCGAGAAAAUUGUAUAUGGGGAAGCUUCUGUCUUGGAUGUUAGGCAGUCUUUCUCACGGAACUCAGUCUACCGGGUGAAAUCUCUAGAUAGAAUCUAUACUGCUAGCGCUCUACACCGAGAUGCUGGCAUACCCUCGGAAUCCUGGUUGGCAGAACCAGAUACGCCCAGAGCUUGGAAGCAUCGCCACUCUAUUAUCCCAGCCUCAAACGCCCAAGAUCGUAGGCUGAGCCUAAUCAGUCUUGUUGACAAGCCACGAACUAUUGUGGUGAAGUCACGGCGCUCAGUUGUGAAGAUGGAACCGGUUCCAGUGGAAAAGAAGACAAUACCACCACCAAAAGCCCUAGGAGUGCCCAAAACCAACUACGUCGACCGGGGCACAGAUGCACGCAAGGAUUCAUCUAAGGAGGCUGUUAUGCAGCCCGUAUUCCCGCCGAUGGAAGACCUUGUUGUGUUUUUCAAGGAUGAGUCAUCAGAUGCAAUGCUCGAAUCUAACAUUCAGGCGUUUAAGGAUGGGCGAUAUCCGCUCCUUCCAUACUCUGCGAUAGCCUCAGAUGUUGAGAGUAUAGGUAUAUCUGUGCCUUCUACUCCGACACUUCGGCCAUUCUCCCGAGAAGAGACGCCUGUCGCUCAUUCCAACGACCAUGGUACAGCAUCUCCGGGGAAGGAAGAUUAUGACCCUUUUGCCUAUAAGCAACCAGCAUGGCAUGCAAGCAAGCCCGAAGGGCUCGUAUCUACAGUGUCCAUAUUGCGGCCACCAACACCAGCCCAGACACCCCCUCCAACCACAUCAAAUGAUGACGGGUACAAGGUCCAUGAGUUUCAUGUUACCUCGGGCCAUACAGCUGUGUCUAUCCAGAAUUCACUGCGCUCCGUCCUCGGCCAGUAUUUUCCACCGGAUACGCAGGGAUAUCGCCAGUUUCAGUUCUCUCUUCUCCCAGAGUUUGAUGAACUAUGGAAACCAAUAUUCCGCGGUGGAGAGCCAGGCAGUCCUCAAAGAAACGAUGGAAGUGGCACAAACAUUCUAGCUAUCGGCUCUCAAGCAGGCGUCAAAAAGGAGUAUUCCUUGGCUGUCACUGGUAGGUUGGAGAAAAUUGGUAGAAAGUCGACCGAGAUUGUUAAAACCGGCCGUGUAGACUUUCGAUAUCUGCUUGCCAAUGCAAUGCAAGCUUUCACGGCUCAGCGACUGGCAAACCAGACGUCUGAUAACCCAUUCACAAACUCGUUCUUGUUGGCUACUCUUAUAGUUCCCCAUUUGGAAACCUACUUGGCACUUCAUACAGACGUGCGACAUCUUCUCCUUUUAUAUCCGCCAGAGCAUCUAGCAACUGUUCUGGCCCUUCAGCGACUGGUUGGAGUCGAUGUCAUGAAGGUUGCGCAAAUUGUCGAUUCGGAAAGCAAGGGUGACUUGCCGUUCACUCACAUACGUGGAGCAUCGAUUAAUAACAGCAAACCUGAAAACAAACCCCCACGUUGCUCAUUCUCCCCCAGAUCCUCAUCUGAAAUCGACAUAUCCAAAGCCAACUAUCUAUUGACUUCUACUGCUUCGGAAAAAGAUAUUGCCACCUUUGUGUCGACGGUAUGGAACAUAGAAAUUGAGCCACCAGUGACAACACCAUCCUCCGACCGACAUACCAUACAACCAGCAAAGAAAAAGAGACCACCGCCACUGAGUAUUCGGAAAGAGCCAGUGUCGUCAUUACCAAAGGUUGCGAGUGAAAGUCCGAUAUCACCAACAACUGUGCUUGUGCCCCCGGCGCCUCCAAUACCUCCCGAGCCUGCAUCUCCCGUCGCUUCCCUGAGAGCUCCGUCACUUGCCGAAACUCUCAAGACAUUCAAGUCGGCCAAGAGCAAAUUCAGCCAGGGUAUCUCCCGGGUGAAGAGUUCUCACGGCGGGGAAACCGAGUCCCUGGCCGGCUUCGAAUAUGAUGAAGACAGCGACGAGGAUGUCUAUGAACGAAGACUCAUGCCUGUGUUCAUGCAGAAACACCUGGUUCGCAAGCCAAAUAGCCGGAAAGCACUCAAAUUUUUGGGCCUGGCGUAG
This is a messenger RNA of Pochonia chlamydosporia 170, 2913 nucleotides long. RefSeq names its product gastric mucin-like protein. The coding region runs from base 1 to 2913 and encodes 970 amino acids. The transcript has 3 exons. NCBI's taxonomy places the organism in Eukaryota, Fungi, Ascomycota, Sordariomycetes, Hypocreales, Clavicipitaceae. The record is from RefSeq and is a predicted model, not a curated record.